UCCAAUGCAUAACAUACUCCGUUUUCGUCUUCUUCAAACCAAGCCAAAAACAAAAUAAAUUCCUUUCAAUCUCUCUUUCUCUCCAUAAGUAAACAUCCAUACAUACAUAUCUUCUGUAUCUAUCACCAUUUCCACACACACAAAUCCAAGCACACAUGCAUGCCAUGUCUUCCCAUUAACAUAAUCCCAUCCAAUCCAAUCAUCAUGAUUAUGGACGACGUUAACGAAUAUCCAAUCUUAACCAAACUAACCGCCACCCUCAAAAAACCAACAUGGGCUUUUCCCUUCCUUAUUUUCACUCUCAUCGUAAUUCUCAGUAUCCAAAUAACCACAACCAACGAAUCCGGGUUCCCGACCCGACCCGCUUCCUACAUGGGUAUUGUUCCCGGGUCGGACACCUGUGAUGUGUCGGUCCCAGUUAGGGCUGUGAAGAUGUCUAUAGUUGAGUUUGGUGGUGUUGGUGACGGUGUCACGUCGAACACGGCGGCGUUCACGGCGGCGAUGGAGAAAAUGAAGGAGUUUGAAAGCAAAGGUGGGGCCCAGUUGAAUGUUCCUACUGGGAAGUGGGUUACUGGUUGUUUUAACCUUACUAGUAAUUUUACCCUGUUUCUUGAACAUGGUGCUGUAAUUUUGGGCUCUCAGGAUAUGAAAGAAUGGCCUAUUAUCGACCCAUUACCUUCUUAUGGAAGAGGGAGAGAGAGAUUAGGAGGGAGACAUAUGAGCUUAAUUCAUGGUGAUGGUCUCACAGAUGUUGUCAUUACAGGGGAAAACGGAACUAUCGAUGGACAUGGUAAGAUGUGGUGGGACCUAUGGUGGAAUAGGACCUUGGAACACACUAGAGGCCACCUUGUUGAAAUCAUGAACUCAAGAAACAUAUUCAUUUCCAAUCUUACAUUUCGCAAUUCUCCCUUUUGGACCAUCCACCCAGUUUACUCCAGUAAUGUUGUAAUUAAAGACAUGACGAUAUUGGCUCCACUUAAUGCCCCAAAUACAGACGGUAUAGACCCAGAUUCAUGUACAAAUGUUUGCAUUGAAGAUUGUUAUAUAGAGAGUGGGGAUGAUCUUGUAGCUAUAAAGAGUGGGUGGGACCAAUACGGCAUAUCGAUGGCCCGUCCUAGCUCUAACAUUCUAGUAAGACGAGUAUCUGGUACGACCCCCACAUGUUCAGGAGUUGGGAUUGGUAGUGAAAUGUCUGGUGGCAUUUCGAACAUCCGAGUGGAAAAUCUUGAUAUUCGAAAUUCAGCAGCCGGUAUACGAAUAAAAACAGACAAGGGUAGAGGGGGUUAUAUUGUAAACAUCACCAUUACUAACAUUACAAUGGAUAAAGUUAAGGUGCCCUUAAGAUUUAGCCGAGGGGCCGAUGACCACCCUGAUAACGAUUGGGACCCGAAAGCCCUACCAAAAAUAAAGGGGAUAUUUAUAACUAAUGUGGUGAGUUAUAACUCCAGAAAAGCCCCUAUGCUUCUAGGUAUUGAGGGUGCCCCUUUUGACGGAAUAUGUAUGCAAAAUGUUAGUUUGCUUGGUUUGUUGCCAACCGUACAAUGGAACUGUGAACACAUAUCAGGUUUUGUUAACGAUGUUUCACCAUCCCCAUGUGCAUUGUUGCAAAGAAACACAUCAUUGACAUGUAGAUAGAAGAUUUUACGCCAUUAUAGAGUCUGCAUUGACAAUAGCAACUCCCAUUUGAUUACUGUUGCUUAUAGUGAUAAUACAUGUUGAUAUUAUAGUACACAUUCAUUGGAACCCUGGUAAAUUGUAUGGUACGAUUUACUAGACGCUGCUCUAGGAUCACUGCGAAAGCUGGGUACACUGUCCAGUGGGUUUCGUAGUUCGGAUUUUGGACAGGCAGUCGCGGCGUGAUACAAGUUUUGAUACAUAACUUAUACUUAUUUUUACAAUGAAAUUCUUGUAUUUAUGAGGAAAUUUUAGUUUUUUUCCCCCUUUUUUGUUGGUGACUUGAUUGUUUAUUUAUUUCAUUUAAAUAGAAAAGUGGUGAAAUACUGAAA
This is a messenger RNA of Erigeron canadensis, 2006 nucleotides long. Its product is annotated as probable polygalacturonase. The coding region runs from base 160 to 1635 and encodes 491 amino acids. Lineage: Eukaryota; Viridiplantae; Streptophyta; Magnoliopsida; Asterales; Asteraceae. Gene Ontology annotation, molecular function: polygalacturonase activity. Gene Ontology annotation, biological process: carbohydrate metabolic process. The record is from RefSeq and is a predicted model, not a curated record. The transcript is spliced from 5 exons.